CGAACGCGCACGGACCCGCGAGGACCGCUCGCUCCGCUCCGCUCCGGAAUUCCGCACCCGGCGCCGCGCGCCAUGGACCAAGACUACGACGCGAUCAUCCUCGGCACCGGGCUGAAGGAGUGCCUCCUCGCGGGCCUCCUCAGCGUGGAGGGCAUGAAGAUCUUACACAUGGACCGAAACUCCUACUACGGCGGCGAGUCCGCGUCGCUGAACCUCCGCCAGCUGUGGGAGAAGUUCCGCCCGGGGGAGCCGGAGCCGACGCACUACGGGCGGUGGCAGGACUGGGCGUUCGACAUGGUCCCGAAGUUCAUGAUGGGCAACGGCCUGCUCGUGCGGACGCUCGUGCACACGAGCGUGCACAACUACCUGCAGUUCAAAGCCGUGGACGGGUCGUACGUGGUGAAGGGCGGGAAGACGUACAAGGUGCCCGCGACGGACAUGGACGCGCUCAAGUCUUCGCUCAUGGGGAUGUUCGAGAAGCGAAGAGCGCGGAGUUUCUUCAUGUACGUCCAGGACUACGACGAGACCAAGCCGGACACGACCAAGGGGCAUAAUCUCAACGUGAUGACCUCUCGCGAGCUCUUCGCGAAGUUCGGGCUGCAAGACGGCACCGUGGAGUUCAUCGGGCACGCGCUCGCGCUCAACGUCGACGACGCGUACCUCGACCGCCCCGCGCUUAAGAUGGUGAAGGCGGUCAAGCUGUACGAGGAGUCCCUCGCGCGCUUCAACACGGGAAGCCCGUACAUCUACCCGCUCUACGGGUUAGGCGAGCUCCCGCAGGGAUUCGCGCGGCUCUCCGCGGUGUACGGCGGAACGUACAUGCUCGCGAAACCGGACGUGGAGGUGACGUACGACCCGGAGACGAAGCGCGCGACCGGGGUCACGUCCGAGGGGGAGAGCGCGCGCGCGAAGUUCGUCGUGGGGGACCCGAGCUACUUCCCGGGAAAGACGCGACGGAUCGGUCGCGUCGUGCGCGCGAUUUGCAUCUUGUCGCACCCGAUACCCAACUGCGGCGACGCGCACUCGGUCCAGAUCAUCUUGCCGCAGGCGCAGACGGGGCGGCAGAGCGACAUGUACGUGUUCGGGUGCUCGUGGGCGCACAACGUGUGCGCGAAGGGGAAGUACCUGGCGUUCGUGUCGACGACGGUGGAGACGGCGAACCCGCACCUGGAGAUCGAGCCCGGGCUGGCGCUGCUCGGCGCGUCCCCGUUUGUUUUAUUCUUCAUCAACGUCACGGACGUCAUGACGCCGAUCGCGGACGGCAAGGAGGACGGGUGCUUCAUAAGCGCGGGGUACGACGCGACGACGCACUUCGAGAGCACGGUGCUGGACGUCCUGGACAUGUACACGCGGAUCACGGGGAAGACGUUGGAUCUGAGCGAGAAAGAUCCCGCCGCCGCCGCCGCGGAGCGGUGA
Micromonas pusilla CCMP1545 is the source of this 1416-nucleotide messenger RNA. RefSeq lists its product as uncharacterized. Gene Ontology annotation, cellular component: cytoplasm. The record is from RefSeq and is a predicted model, not a curated record. Gene Ontology annotation, molecular function: Rab GDP-dissociation inhibitor activity. The transcript is spliced from 4 exons. Gene Ontology annotation, biological process: protein transport; vesicle-mediated transport; small GTPase-mediated signal transduction. Lineage: Eukaryota; Viridiplantae; Chlorophyta; Mamiellophyceae; Mamiellales; Mamiellaceae. Bases 73 to 1416 code for a protein of 447 amino acids.